This is a messenger RNA of Eupeodes corollae, 4783 nucleotides long. RefSeq names its product protein roadkill (gene rdx). Lineage: Eukaryota; Metazoa; Arthropoda; Insecta; Diptera; Syrphidae. Gene Ontology annotation, molecular function: ubiquitin protein ligase binding. The record is from RefSeq and is a predicted model, not a curated record. The coding region runs from base 650 to 3217 and encodes 855 amino acids. The transcript is spliced from 8 exons. Gene Ontology annotation, cellular component: cytoplasm; nucleus. Gene Ontology annotation, biological process: regulation of proteolysis; proteasome-mediated ubiquitin-dependent protein catabolic process.
CAGUUGUUAAGCAACGUUCGUUCAGCGCGCAUCGUUUUUUCGUUCGUCGUGUGUUUUUUAUUUUUGAUUUUAAAUCAAAAAUAUACUAUUCAAGACCCCCGAAACGGCUACAGCUACAGCGGCGUGCACAACCUUCCUCCCAAUAAGACCAAGUACCUACAUAAAUAUAGUUUGAAAAAUUAAAAUCAACAAAUUGAAAAAUAAGCAAAAUCUCGCAAUAGAUAGAUAAAAAGAAAAAUAAUUUUUUUUGUCCACUCGUUUUGUCAUCCUCAUGCCCUUACACAAAAAUUGGAUAUAGAUACAAAAGUUGGGUUUUUGUUCUGAUUUCUAUUUGAUUUCCGGGUUUUUUGGUAUUUUUUUCUUUUUGUUAAAUUUCGGAACCUAAACGAUACCUACACACCAAAUAAAAAAGUGUACAUACUCCCUCGAAGGAAGAAAAAGUGUCAAGUGGAUAAGAAAAAAUUUUAAAAAAAAUUGUUUUUAACAGAAAAAAUAUUUUAAAAAAUAUGCAAGUGUUUAAAAGUGCCUUGAAUUGUUAAAGAUACAAAACCAAAAGAAAGAAAAAGAUAUUUCUCCAAAUUUCUGUAUUUAUUUGUUGUGUUAUAAAUUUUGAGAGAAAAAUAAAGUAAAAAUAAGUAAAAGAAUUGAAAUGUUCCAUCCUUAUGUGAAAAUUAAAAAGAAAAUUGCAAGUAGCUCACAACUCCUUCAACAACAAUUACAACAACAUCAACAACAACAACAGCAGCAGCAGCAAUCUUCUCCUCAUAGAUGUUGUUGUUGCAGUACAACUUCUAACAGUACUAAUAAUAGUAGUACCAGUAAUAACAUUCUUGGUGGUAAUACCAGUUUUACAACAACAUCAUCAACGUCGGCAGCAGCCGCAGUUUUGGGUGCAGUUGCAAAUGCAACAGUUAAUAGUAUUAACUGCAGCAGCAGUAACAGCCAACAAUUGCAACAUAAUCUAAGUUCACCUGCAUCUGCAUCUAUUUCUGCAUCUAUACCGCCGCCGCCGUCAACACCACCGUCAUCGUCUUCGUCGUCAUCAACGUCGUCGUCGCGGUCACCAUCUGCAUCAGUACAGCAGCCUACGCAACAGCAACUACAACAACAUCAUCAACAUCAUCAGCAGCAACACCUCUCACAGCUGCUGCAACAAAACAACGUUCCUCCACCUGCUCCAGCUUCAGCUUCAGCUGCAGCUCUAGCUUUAACCUCGUCUCCUCCCACACACCACCAACACCAUCAUAAUCAACAUAAUCACCAUCACCAGCAACAUCAUAGACAAUCAUCACCAAAUUUACCAUAUUGCCCAAUCGAUCGACAUUUGGGUCACCUAAAUUUUGGUAGCAGUUCAUCAUCAAGCAACAAUACCAACAGCAAUAGCAAUAGCAAUAAUACCCGCAGUCACACGCCAACACCUGGUGGCAACCACAGAAAUAUAAUACACAGUAGUAGCUCCUCUUCUUCGUCUUCAGCUUCAGCUUCUUCGUCUUCUUCUUCUUCUGCAACAGCAGCAUCAUCAUCAUCAUCAUCACCUUCUUCUGCUGCAGCAGCAGCUAGCAGUAGUUGUAAUAGUACAAAUAAUACCGUUGCAGCAAGUACGAGCGGUAAUAGCACGUUGAAUAGAAUUAGCCACACUAUCCAGCAGCACCUGCAACAACACCACCAACAACACCAGCAGCAGCUACAGCAACAGCAGCAACAACAAGUGCAUCAAUCCAAUAAUCCAGCGCAUCAUCAUUCUUCUUCUUCUACUUCAUCAUCAUCGUCCUCGUCCUCGUCGUCUUCUUCAAAUCAACAUCAUCAUCACCAUAGCAGUAGCAGUAACAGUAACAAUACCAGCAAUAGCAAUCACCAUCACCACCCCCACCACCACCAUCAUCACCACCAGCAUCAGCAGCAGCAACAACAAAAUACCAGCAAUAAUCAACAGCAGCAACAAUCUCCUAUGUGCCUAGUAUUAUUAGUUAAAUGCCCCAAUUCAAAGGAAUUUUGUACAGCAGCGAAUUUCUGUGAUAAAAGAUUGCCAAACGAAUGCCAGGCAGGCCAAACUGCUAGAGUAACAUCUAACCUGCACGCAUCAAGUAGUACAAUGGCGGUUAGUCGUGUACCGUCGCCGCCUUUAGCGGAAGUUAAUACACCAGUUGCUGAAAAUUGGUGUUACACUCAGGUGAAAGUGGUUAAAUUCAGCUAUAUGUGGACUAUAAAUAAUUUUAGUUUUUGCCGUGAAGAAAUGGGCGAAGUCCUUAAAUCAUCCACAUUCUCCGCGGGUGCUAAUGACAAAUUAAAAUGGUGUUUACGAGUUAAUCCAAAAGGUUUAGAUGAAGAAAGCAAAGAUUACUUAUCCCUAUAUCUACUAUUAGUAUCGUGUAAUAAAUCAGAAGUAAGAGCCAAAUUUAAAUUUUCUAUAUUAAAUGCUAAACGAGAAGAAACCAAAGCAAUGGAAUCACAGAGAGCUUACCGUUUCGUACAAGGCAAAGAUUGGGGCUUCAAAAAAUUCAUCCGACGAGAUUUUCUGUUGGACGAAGCGAACGGUCUCCUGCCAGAGGAUAAAUUAACUAUAUUUUGUGAAGUUAGCGUUGUAGCUGAUAGUGUUAAUAUCUCUGGUCAAAGUAAUAUCGUACAAUUCAAAGUUCCCGAAUGUAAACUCUCUGAGGAUUUGGGUAAUCUUUUUGAUAAUGAGAAAUUCAGUGAUGUCACACUGGCGGUAGGUGGACGUGAAUUUCAAGCGCAUAAAGCAAUCUUAGCGGCUCGAAGUGAUGUAUUUGCUGCGAUGUUUGAACAUGAAAUGGAGGAGCGUAAAUUAAAUCGAGUAGCCAUAACAGAUGUUGAUCAUGAGGUACUAAAAGAAAUGCUACGCUUCAUCUAUACAGGGAAGGCUCCCAAUUUGGAAAAAAUGGCCGAUGAUCUCUUAGCUGCUGCUGAUAAGUACGCAUUAGAAAAAUUAAAAGUGAUGUGUGAGGAAGCGCUGUGUGUUAAUCUGUCUGUUGAAACAGCAGCCGAAACCUUAAUUUUAGCGGAUCUCCAUAGUGCGGAUCAAUUGAAAGCACAAACGAUAGAUUUUAUCAAUACUCAUGCCACAGAUGUUAUGGAAACAAACGGAUGGCAGAAUAUGAUAACAACACAUUCGCAUUUAAUAGCUGAGGCAUUUCGAGCGCUCGCCACACAACAAAUCCCACCAAUUGGACCACCAAGGAAACGCGUCAAAAUGAGCUGAAAGAUAAGAUCAUUGUCAUAUAAGCAAAAACAACAACAGCAGCAACAACAAUUAAACCCUAAAACCCAACCAAUACAUUUAAUAUUUCUAAAACAUCAAUCAUUAAGAACUAAUUCAACAGAAGCAACUAAAACCAGAUCAAAUAAAUCGACAGUUAAUAUGCCAUUUUCUCCAAAUAAUAAAACAUCUACAAAAACAACAACAACAACAACACAAGAUACUGAUUGGACAUCAAAUACAAUAAAAACAAUACUUGGCCAACAACAACAUAAGAAAAAACAUAAAAGUUCUUCUUCGAAAACCAGAGACAACCACAAAAAACGUUAUCAAUCGUUAGCAGCAAUUUCCAAAAUUGAAACCAGAAAACAAUCAUCCACAUUAUUAAUAUCAAAAACAAAAACACCACAAACUACAUUAACAUCAACUCUAAAUCCAAAUCCAACUCCAAUUCCAACACCAAUACCAAUAAUCAAGAAGAAAGGCUCUGUUCCCAUAGUUGGUCCAUUAAAUUGUCAGGAUCCAAAGAACACGCAUGCCACAAAGUGGUUGAAAAACCUCAAAAGACAUGCCAAAAAAUGGAACAAAGAACCACCAUCCUAUAAUAAUAUUAAUAAUAAUAAUAAUAAAUUAUUCGAUGAUAAAUCAAAGGGUGUGAAUAAAAAGAACCCAAGCAAAAUUAUGAUCCCAGAAGUGAACCUGGAAUUAUUGUAGGAUAGGACAAACUGUGGAGAGCCAGAAAGCACAAAGUGGUCGAUUUUCUCUCAGUUUCUUAAACAAAAAUCAUAUAAAUAGACAACAAUAAAUUAUUUUUAUCAAUUUUUGUUUUCGUAUUUUAAAUAAAGAACAACUUCAUUAUGAAAAAUAAUUAAACAACUACUACUAUCAAUCAUAUAAACAAAUUAUGUUCUUUAAUUUAUAUAGAAUUUCAAUUUUAAUUUAAACAAAAAAAAAAACAAAAAGGAACAAUUGUACAAAAGAAUCAAAAAUAGAAAGAAAAAACUUACUUUUUUUGUUUUAAAGAAACUCAUUUACAAUAAAAUAAAUACAAGUUUUAUUUUGUUAACCACUGAUUGGCGGCUGUGUGUUGUUAUUGAAAAUUUGUAUUAAUUUUUCGUUUUUUUUUCAUAAUUCAAAUUGUGGACACAAAUUGUUUUUUCUUUUUAAAUUAAUUUUUCCCUUUAUCUCAGGACAUUUUCAACACUCCCACACAAUAAAUAAACACACUUUUAAUGAGUAUGAACACACAAUGAAGUUUAAUUUUAACAAACAAAAAGAAAAUAUGUUGUUUUUUUUCAAACACCAAACUAUCACCACAACCACCACCAAUAAUAAUUAAAAACCUACUAAAACAAAAAAAAAAACAUACAAAACUUUUAUUGUUGAUAAAUUUCAUAUUUAAUUAUAAUUAUUAUUUUUUUUUUCUUAAUUUUAGUUAUGUAACUAUAAUUCGUGUAAAUGUAUUAUUUGUAAUUUGUAUUUAUAAAGGAAAAGAAAAGCAAACAAAAAUUAAUUCAAGUGUGACGAAGAAUAAAAUAAAAUUAAAUUAAAAAACAAAACAAAAAAAAA